Pseudomassariella vexata is the source of this 836-nucleotide messenger RNA. Its product is annotated as HSP20-like chaperone. Bases 130 to 570 code for a protein of 146 amino acids. Gene Ontology annotation, molecular function: Hsp90 protein binding; protein-folding chaperone binding. The transcript has 2 exons. Gene Ontology annotation, cellular component: nucleus; cytosol. Gene Ontology annotation, biological process: chaperone-mediated protein complex assembly; protein folding. Lineage: Eukaryota; Fungi; Ascomycota; Sordariomycetes; Amphisphaeriales; Pseudomassariaceae. The record is from RefSeq and is a predicted model, not a curated record.
UAAGCUUUAUUUUGCGAUCAGCUGGCUAGCUAUGCGGCACCAGUAUUCUGCUUGGUUGCCGUCAUGCUACCGUGCUGAGCCCUGCUGCGCAGGCAACUGCGACUGCUGCUUUGGUUUGUACUACGGCUGAUGCUCGAUCUGCUGCGAAUAGUCCUUUGGGCCCAACGCUCGUCCAAGUCGGACCCCGAGAAGAACUUCGUCUAUCUGACCAUCAGCGUUCCCGAUGUUCCCGCGUCCAACAUCAAGCUGGACCUCAAGCCCGAGGGCCUCACCUUCGAGGGCCGCUCCGACUCGCUGAAGCGCUCCUACCACCUGGAGCUGUCCUUCUACGACAAGAUCGACCCCGAUCACUCCAAGAUCAACCACACCUCACGCAACGUCGAGAUGAGACUGCGCAAGCAGGACCUCAAGGAGGAGUACUGGCCCCGCCUGUUGAAGGAAGCCAAAAAACUGCAGUUCCUUAAGACCGACUUCGACAAGUGGGUCGACGAGGACGAACAGAACGAGGUUCCCGAGGAGGACAUGUCCCAAUUUGGUGGUAUGGGAGGCAUGCCAGGUAUGGAUACUUGAAGUGCACCCUUCAGGUCCAACUCUAGGACAUCUAGUUGUUGAUGUUUUGGGAACAAUACUGACGAUGCUGAUUCUAGGUGGCGGCGACUUCGGAGGCAUUGACUUCUCCAAGCUUGGUGGCGCUGCACCGAUGGGCGGCGAUGAUGAGGAGGAAGAGGAGGACGAUGACGACAUGCCUGCUCUCGAGGGUGAUAAUGCGGCUGAUGCGACUGAUGCGAAGGACAGCAAGACGCCCGCCGCGGCCUAAACAAACCCCGUCGAAAUAC